Messenger RNA from Cucurbita pepo subsp. pepo (vegetable marrow), 1552 nucleotides. Its product is annotated as putative receptor-like serine/threonine-protein kinase At5g57670. The record is from RefSeq and is a predicted model, not a curated record. Lineage: Eukaryota; Viridiplantae; Streptophyta; Magnoliopsida; Cucurbitales; Cucurbitaceae. Gene Ontology annotation, biological process: protein phosphorylation. Gene Ontology annotation, molecular function: protein kinase activity; ATP binding.
GAGUCCCACACGUACUCUCACACCCAUUAUACUAUACGCUUCACCACUGCCAUACACCCACUCCUUCUUCUUCUUCUUCUCCUCCUUCUUCUUCUUAAAUUCAUUUUUUCUCUCAACCCCCACUUCUCCUUCUCUCUGUUUCAAUUCUCUGUUCUUAUUUAUUCUUCUUCUUCUUCUUCUUAUUGUUGGUGAUUUGCAUGAGUUCGGACCAUUCUCUUCCGACUCCGCAAAGAAUGAAAUACAUUAGAAGCAACAGCUUCAGACGCCUCUUCUCUCUCAAACGACGCACUUUAGGAGACGAAUCCUCGAACCCAGAUGUCUCUGAGAACAGAGAUUGCAUUGUUCCUCAGCAUUCUCGAAGACCCUUUUGGAAAUGCUUCUCUUAUGAAGAGAUUUUUGAAGCCACCGAUGGAUUGAGCUCAGAUAACUUGGUCGGAAAAGGGGGCUAUGCAGAGGUUUAUAGAGGGAUUUUAAGCGACGGUGAAGAAAUUGCAGUGAAAAGACUCACGAAAACCUCCAUUGACGAGAGGAAAGAGAAGGAGUUUCUUACUGAAAUUGGAACCAUAGGACAUGUCCAACACACAAAUGUUCUGUCUCUUUUAGGUUGCUGCAUUGACAAUGGCCUUUAUCUCAUUUUCCGCUUCUCCUCCAGAGGCUCUGUGGCUUCUCUUCUCCAUGAUGAUAAUUUGAGUCCAAUUGAUUGGAAAACAAGGUACAAGAUAGCGAUUGGGACAGCCAGAGGCCUUCAUUACUUGCACAAGGAUUGCCAGAGGAGGAUUAUUCAUAGAGACAUUAAGUCUUCAAAUAUUCUUUUAACAGCAGAUUUUGAACCUCUGAUUUCAGACUUUGGGUUGGCUAAAUGGCUUCCAACCCAGUGGUCUCAUCAUUCAAUUGCUCCUAUUGAAGGAACCUUUGGGCACUUGGCUCCAGAAUACUAUAUGCAUGGGAUUGUAGAUGAGAAAACAGAUGUUUUUGCUUUUGGAGUGUUUCUUUUAGAAGUAAUCUCUGGAAGAAAGCCUGUUGAUGGAUCUCACCAAAGCUUACACAGCUGGGCCAAACCGAUAUUGAAUCGAGCAGAGUAUGAAAAGCUGGUAGAUCCACGACUUGGGGGCGCCUACGACGUUACGCAGCUGAAAAGAUUUUCCCUUGCAGCUUCUCUAUGCAUUCGAGAAUCUUCGUUGUGGCGACCCACCAUGACCGAGGUACUCGACAUCAUGGAGGAUCGGUAUGUCGAUACCGAGAGGUGGAAAAUGCCAGAGGUAGAAGUAGAAGAGAAGGAUGAUUUCUGGGGCUUUGAAGAGUUGGAAUAUGAAUGGGACAGCUCCUUCUCCAUCCAGUCCCCAUAAUAAUUCAAUGUAGGGCAGAAUUGAAGAGCCUUCAGAGCUUCAAGUUUGAUUAAACAAUGUCCAAACCACACAAUAGAGACAGUAAACUGUGUACAUAUUCAGGUAGAUUGAACUGAUAAUAAUGCAAAUCUUCUGUAAAAUCAAAAAAACAAAAGAUGAUCCCCUGCACCAUAUUCUGAAUUUAGAAAUGGCUAAUUUUGACGAAU